CUCUCACACUCACAACACUUUCUCUCCUUCCAUAACUUAGCCUGAGAUGUCUCCGGAAGCUUACGUUCUGUUCUUUAACAGUUUUAACCUCGUAACCUUCGAAGCCUUUGCUUCGAUCGCUCUUUUCAUAGCCACAGUUGCUUUCUUUCUCUCACCAGGUGGGCUCGCAUGGGCCUGGACCGGUUCAUCCAAGAACCGGGUUUCAAUUCCGGGACCAUCUGGUUCUCUUUCCGUCCUCUCCGGUUCUAAUCCCCACCGUGUUCUCGCCGCUCUUGCAAAACGCUUCAAGGCCUCUCCGUUGAUGGCGUUUUCAGUUGGGUUUUCGCGUUUCGUUAUCUCUAGUGAACCGGAGACGGCUAAAGAGAUUUUGAACAGCUCUGCUUUUGCAGACCGUCCGGUUAAGGAGUCAGCUUACGAGCUUCUGUUCCACCGUGCCAUGGGAUUCGCACCGUAUGGUGAGUAUUGGAGGAAUCUGAGGAGAAUCUCCUCCACUCAUCUUUUUAGUCCGAGAAGAAUCGCAAGUUUCGAAAGUGUUAGAGUUGGGAUCGGUAUGAAGAUGGUGAAGAAGAUUAAGAGCCUUGUUACGUCUGAUGCUUGUGGUGAAGUUGAAGUGAAAAAGAUCGUUCACUUUGGUUCUUUGAAUAAUGUAAUGACGACUGUGUUUGGUGAAAGUUACGAUUUUGAUGAAAUUAAUGGAGCUGGAUGUUUUCUGGAGAGGCUUGUGAGUGAAGGUUAUGAGUUACUUGGGAUAUUUAACUGGAGUGAUCACUUUUGGGUUCUUCGUUGGUUUGACUUCCAAGGAGUGAGGAAGAGGUGUAGAGCUUUGGUCACUGAAGUCAACACUUUUGUCGGCGGAAUAAUUGAGAAACACAAGAUGAAGAAGAGCAAUAAUCUCAAGGGAGAGGAAAAUGACUUCGUUGAUGUCUUGCUUGGCUUGCAAAAGGAAGAAAAGCUGUCUGAUUCUGACAUGAUUGCUGUUCUUUGGGAAAUGAUAUUUAGAGGGACAGAUACAGUUGCGAUUCUAGUGGAAUGGGUGCUUGCAAGAAUGGUUUUGCAUCAAGACAUCCAAGAUAAACUCUACAAAGAGAUAGCUUCUGCUACAAGUAACAAUACUAGAUCCUUGUCUGAUUCCGACAUCCCAAAACUACCGUACCUUCAGGCUAUUGUCAAAGAAACCCUAAGGCUCCACCCACCUGGACCACUCCUCUCUUGGGCCCGUCUCGCUAUCCACGAUGUCCACGUAGGUCCUAACCUUGUCCCUGCUGGAACCAUAGCUAUGGUCAACAUGUGGUCCAUCACACACAACCCUAAAAUCUGGACUGACCCUGAAGCGUUUAAGCCUGAGAGGUUCAUUGGUAGUGAGGAUGUGAGCAUCAUGGGCUCGGAUCUUAGGUUGGCUCCAUUCGGAUCGGGUCGUCGGGUUUGCCCUGGUAAGGCAAUGGGUCUAGCUACUGUUCAUCUCUGGAUUGCUCAAUUGAUCCAGAAUUUCGAAUGGGUUAAGGGUUCUUGUGAUGUUGAGCUCGCUGAGGUUCUCAAGCUGUCUAUGGAGAUGAAGAAUCCGUUGAAGUGCAAGGCUGUUCCAAGGAAUGUUUGUUUCGCUUGAUGGAUUAUCGUGUCGGGGACUUGUUUAAUGAACUAUGGGUAGUACU
Molecule: messenger RNA, 1649 nt
Organism: Arabidopsis arenosa
Lineage: Eukaryota; Viridiplantae; Streptophyta; Magnoliopsida; Brassicales; Brassicaceae
Source: the annotation of a GenBank genome assembly